CUCUUUUCAACUCGUGUCGCUGCACAAGAAGUGAAUCUCGAAUUCCUCUGCGCUAAGGAGCACUGAACGCACUUUUCUUUCUUCGACCUUGUCCCCCUGUUUCCCCUGGCCUCGCCUCGUUUCGCGGUGUGUCUCGCUUGCUUGUCUUCCGGCUUGCCUCCUUUCCUCGACACCUCGUCAGUGGAACUUCCUCUCCACCUAUCGGGAAACUGCUGUCGCUUUCUCUCUCUUCUCUCGUUCUUGCUCCUUCGCUUUCCUUCUUUUUUCCUCCCCACUCCAACGCGUUUCAACUCCGAGGAAGACUUGGCGAUGACACCGAGAGGAGGGUCCGCCAAGCCCCGCAACAGUUCCCGCGCAAGAAUCGUGGAAAGAAACUCGCAAAAAAGCGCCGAAUUCCGAAUUCUGGAGUGUAUGUUCACUGAAGGACGCCGGCGGUAGAGAGCAAUCACGACAAGGAGGAGCCGCGUCCACGGGAGGUACCCCGCGAACACGCAGGGGAAGAGAAUUCGCUUUUCCCUCUCUGUCUUGUGCACCUUUGUUGAUUUCUUUAUAAAGACAUUCUGUUAGAGGCGUCGAUCCUCUUGCUUGUUCACGCCUUCUUUUUCUUCUCUUUCUUCUUGCUCUCAUUCAUCCUCUUCCUCCGAUAACACAGUGGGAAACCUCUCCAGAGGCACUCUCCAGUUCUCUCGUCCCGUUUUUCCUUCCAUCCCGUUUUUCCUUCCACCUACUUCCUGCCUCGUCUUCUUCAGUUUUCUUUCUCUCCGCAGCGCUGCUCGCGUACGAAGAGAACACACGCGAAAGCGACAUCCCUGCUACGGAACGCCGUCUUCUGUUCGCAUGCAAAAGAAUCUGGUGAUUUCUGGAGAGUCAGCUGUCCGUCUGUGGAGAACAAGAUGGCUGGGAAAGGCAAAGAGGAGCAGGCAGCUGCGGCUCCCGUCGCCUCAGUGCCCGAAGAGAACUCCGCCUCCAGUGCGACAGACGAGUACCAGGCAGAGGAGGAGGAGGAACAGAAGCGCCUUCAGUCUAUUCUUUCAAACAUGCGGCGUGUCUCCAACUUGUACAGCGAGAUGGAGCUGUUGCGCGUCGUCGAAGAUUACGUCACUGACUGUAUGGUGCACUUGGGCUAUCAAGAGCACCGACUGUUCUCAAACAUUCGUCUCCUGGUCGCCACCUUCGCUUGCUGCAUAGCGGCUUACGCGUCUUUUGGAAUCCCUGUCGCGACCGACGGUCCGUCUCUCAAGCUUUCGAUUGCCGCGUUCUUCGGUUCGCUCCUCGUUCUCCUCCUCGUCGAGACGCUCUGGGUGAAAAACGCGAUUGCAUGCUUCAAAGACAAGGACGGCGACUCCUUCUUCAUCGACAGUCACAUCGAUCGGAGCUCGAAUGAACUCGUCCUCGCGAUACGGCAGAAAAGUCUGUACCUCUCCACAGCCUCCAACGUCGGUCGGUUCUUUGACAGCAAAGGGUACUUGCUGAUCGACACACUGUACGAGGAGCUCACGAAACUGCUGCAAGACUUCGAGAACGGCCUCACAGACACAGCAAAGAAGGUUGCUCGACUCAGAAGGAAGAAGAACGCAUGA
This is a messenger RNA of Toxoplasma gondii ME49, 1580 nucleotides long. RefSeq lists its product as hypothetical. Gene Ontology annotation, cellular component: membrane; signal peptidase complex. Lineage: Eukaryota; Apicomplexa; Conoidasida; Eucoccidiorida; Sarcocystidae. The record is from RefSeq and is a predicted model, not a curated record. Gene Ontology annotation, biological process: protein targeting to ER. Bases 894 to 1580 code for a protein of 228 amino acids. The transcript is spliced from 7 exons.